AGCAAGUGAUGUCUCCUUCUAACAAAGAAGAGGUGGAUGGACGCUGACAUGGAUGCAGUGAAAGCUAAUUCUUCUAUGGAAAUGGGGGAAUUGAGAAAAGAAGGUGAAGAAGAUGAAUUUGAAAUUUGUGUUGAUGAGAAAGAGAAAACGAGAGUAAAUGCUGCCACUGCUGAAUCUGCUAGAGCUAGACAGCUUAUUCCUAAGCAAAUUCAUUGCUUCUAUUUCGUCAAGUUUCGAUCCUAUGAAGAAAUGAAUUUGAAUUUCAGAUUUGAAGAUCAAGCUCAAGCUCGGGUCACCAAAGAUUUACAACAAAAGAAGUUAGAACGAGAUCAUAUUAUUUCAGAGUUAAAACAUGGACCAUGUAAGUACUCCACAGAGAGGUUGGCUUGUAAGAGGUCGGAAUUGAAGCAUUAUGAAGGUGCCCUGGACCAGAUUCUUCCUAGUCAUUCCAAGAUUACAAGCGAAGGGAAGAGACCGAAAGAGAAGAGGUUUCAUUCUAUGAUGCAACAUGGGAGCAAGAGUUUAGCAGAGGAGAAGAAGAUCCUAAGAGAUAUAAAGCAGAUGGAAGCAGCAAUUGAAGAUGAUGCUUUGAAGCCACAGAUUCCAUAUUAUUUAGGUUCCAAAGAAGAUAUACAAAACUAUAUACAACAUAUUCGCAAUGAAAUAGAUGGACUUCAGAAGGAACAUUUGGCUUUUUUGGCUUAUGUCAAGCUUCUUAAGAGAAAACUAGACGUGGCAGAAAAAUAUAUUGUUUGUUUGGAGAGAAAAUUGGCAGAUAUAAUUCGAAUUCAAGAUGCAGCAUUCAAAUUCAUUCUUCAGCUUAGAAAGAAUGAAAUGGUACGUAAUAAUGCACACUUCAACCAAUAUCUCUCACUCUUGAAGAAAGCAGAAGAAGUGAGAAGAAAUAAAGAUGUUGCAGCUCUUAAGGAAUUGUCUAAUACUCAGGUAGAGAAAUUUAUGUCUCAAUGGAACAACAAUAAAGCUUUCAGGGACGAUCAUGCGAAGACAAUUUUGCCAAUCGCCAGUCAUGAAGCAAAGGCUAUAGAAUUUUGGCACACCAUUAAAGCUUUCAGGGAUUGAUUUGUUCGAUUGCGUGUUUUUAUUUUUACACGUGGUGCACACGCGAUGUGCAUAUUAAGAUUUGUAAUUUAUGAAUAAAGAAGAUGAAUAGAAAUCUUUAGUGUCAUUCAAAAAUUAGAUUCAGUUUUCAAACUAUAAAACUUCUAAGA
Camellia sinensis is the source of this 1229-nucleotide messenger RNA. Lineage: Eukaryota; Viridiplantae; Streptophyta; Magnoliopsida; Ericales; Theaceae. The record is from RefSeq and is a predicted model, not a curated record.